Molecule: messenger RNA, 3890 nt
Organism: Pleuronectes platessa (European plaice)
Lineage: Eukaryota; Metazoa; Chordata; Actinopteri; Pleuronectiformes; Pleuronectidae
Gene: siral1
Product: family with sequence similarity 118 member B
Exons: 8
Coding region: 2048-3118 (356 amino acids)
Source: RefSeq, a predicted model, not a curated record
GGAUUAAGGAAGCAGUGGCUUUGAUUUGAGCAAGUUUCUGAUCAAUUAUAACACAUACUAUGAUGAUAUGAGGCCUUGGGCACAAUGGCAGAGUGUUUAGUUUCUCUGAUAUAUAUAUUAUAUAACACAUUUGACUCCACAGUCUUUUGUAAUGCUACAAUAGUGUGUGCAAUGUGCUUUGUGCUGCAAUCCGCGCAACCAUUUCAUAGAUGCAACAGCGAGGUGUUUAUGAUGUCAAUACAUUCAGUGUAUACACUGACAGUAUAUAAACCGUAUGUAUAUAUAUACCUCUCUGACGUCAGACAGCCAGAAAGGAUCUGGGUGUUGCUGCAUUCGAGUGCACUUUGUAAAUCUUAGUUUCGAAGUUGUAAAAAAAGACAUUUGUUGUUUAAAAAAAAAAAAUAUUAUAAUUUUGAUAAUUGUUGAUGCAGUGAGUGCAAUGAGAAAAACUAUAUAAAAAAUGCUAAUUAGCCUAAGACUUAUUAAUAUCGACAAGACCGAGGUCAUGACUAUCAGGCCUGACACAGUCAAUACUUACACCUUAAAGCACCUAGGUUCUCUGGGUGCUCUCACCCAAGGGUACAAAUGUAAAAAAAUUCAACUUUAACAAUGACCUCAUUUAAAAUAAUUAUGGCAACACAGUUGUCCAGUAGUGUUUUCUGAAUCUCAGGAAACUUGCGAAGAUCAGCAUGUUUUUAUCCAGCAGUCACAUACAGACAUAUUGUCUUACAGGGCUUGAUUUCCUGUCGUUUUUAAUUACUGCAAUUCUCUCUUGACAUGACUGAGCCAACAGAAUCCACAUAAAAUAUAGCUCGUCCAGAUCGCAGCAGCCAGACACCUCUCCAAAUCUCCUAAAAAAGAACAAGUGACCCAGACUUUAGCUUCUCUUCAUAAGCUUCCAGUAAAAUGUUGAGGUGAUUAUUGCUGACUAUUAAGGUCUGUUCUGUACGGAAGCGUAUUGCAUUUAUGUUUUUCUGAGAUAAUUAUCCUGCCCUAAGGUUAUUAAUGUGUGUCCUCUGUAUAUGGCUGUACCUUCACAUAAAGUGGAGGUUGUCUAUUUCAUCUGUUAUCAAUUCAUAAAAAGAUUCAGUUCCAAAAAUAUUCAAGACUCUUAAUAUGACUAAUAAAUCAAGUCGUUCAAAACAUAUAAUUUUUGUACAGUCCCUAAGCUAAAAACAACAACAAAAAUUUCACCAGGAUAAUGUACUUCAUAAAAGUAUUAAAAUUGCAUUCUAACAGUUUCCUGUGUGUUUUAUAAAGCACCUUGUAACUGUGCUGCAUACGACUAAUACCAAUAAUACCAUCUAAACAAGGUAACAAAGUGCAACACAAAAUCACUUGCAAAAAAACAAAAUAAAAGGUAUUUAAUUCAGUUCAACGCCAAAUAACAACAGAAUAAGGUCAAGACCUUAACACUUAGGGCUAAAGAAACCCAACAGUUAACACAAAAGUAGAUUGUUUGGUUAUGAUUAUUAUUUAUGAUGGAUGUAUUACGUAGGUUUAAUGUAUGUGUAACACCGUGGUAUCUCAGAAUGACUCGCAUCAAAACUUUUUUUCAGUAUUCCUGUUUAGUUUUUUUCAUGUGGGCCUCAGAAGAGCACUGAGGCCGGUUAUGCGGACGGCACCUGAAGGCAUCAUGGGACUUGGGGCACACACCAUUACAGGCGGUGACUUUAACGUCUGAGUUGAAAACUUCAACACACACACCAGCGAUGUUCACCCGAGUCCAAAGGAGUGCGUGGUGAGGAGCUUAAGCCAGGACACAGCAGCACUGUUAGCUAACAUCCUUCAGCUCCUCUCAGCAUGAGCAGUAAACCGCUAACUUAGCCCAGAGCGACGGACUAACUCUUUGCUAGCUUACCGCUAAAGGUGUUAGUUAACGUUAGCUGUGCGUCGUGUCCCGGUGGGGAUCCGCCUGGGGGCCAGCUGUCGUUAACACCGUCUGAAAAAAGCUUCCAGGAUAUUACACGUGGUUCACCUGAGCUUAAAGUCGAUUUUGGUUGAUUUGGGGUUAGACACGUUGGACUCACCUACAUCGAGGAGCUGAAUGGCCUCUGUUGUAGCAGUGAAAACUGAGAAGCGACCUGCAGCUGAUUCUCAGGAUGCAGACUCCAAUGCCAAAAAGCCCAGGAAACUGCUGCCCAGCCUGAAGACCAAGCGGGCCCCCGAGCUGGUCCUGGUGAUUGGCACAGGGGUGAGCUCUGCAGUGGCCCCUCAGGUCCCUGCACUCCGCUCUUGGAAGGGCCUCAUCCAGGCCUUGCUUGAUGCGGCCAAUGACUUCGACCUACUAGAGGAAGAGGAAAGUCGCCGUUUCCAGAAACACAUGCAGGAAGACAAGAAUUUGGUGCAUGUGGCCCAUGACCUCAUUCAGAAACUUUCCCCGAGAACAGGCAAUGUGCGAUCCACAUUUUUCAAGGACUGUCUGUACGAGGUAUUCGACGACUUGGAGUGUAAGAUGGAGCAUGCCGGGAAACAUCUGCUGCGCUCGGUGCUGCAGUUGAUGGAGAGCGGCGCGCUGGUCCUUACCACCAACUUCGACAACCUGCUGGAGAUCUACGCGGCUCACCAGGGCACCAAGCUUGAGUCUCUGGACCUGACGGAUGAGAAGAAGGUGUUGGAGUGGGCUCAGGAGAAACGGAGGUUAAGUGUGCUGCAUAUCCACGGUGUUUACACCAACCCCUGUGGGAUCGUUCUGCACCCUGCUGGCUACCAGAAUGUACUGAGGAACACCGAGGUCAUGCGUGAGAUCCAGAAACUGUACGAGACCAAAUCCUUUGUAUUUCUCGGCUGCGGGCGCACAGUGGACGACACCACCUUCCAGGCUCUGUUUCUGGAGGCAGUCAAGCACAAGUCGGACCUGGAGCACUUCAUGCUGGUGCGGCGCGAAGACGUGGGCGAGUUCAAGAAGCUGCGCGACAACAUGCUGGACAAGGGAAUCAAAGUCAUCUCCUAUGGAGACGAGUAUGCCGACCUGCCCGAGUACUUCGAGAGGCUGGCCAAUGAGAUCUGCAACCGGGACGUGUCCACCAACGGCUGGGGAUCUCCCUCCCAAAAUGGGGAAGAGCAGCAGAAUGGUUUCAACACACAGAAAAGCCUCCUUCAAGACUUUCAUUCCUGACAGGCUCACGGUUGGGAUCGCUAUCAGUCAUUUUCCUCCACAGCUCUGUCGUGAGAGGUCGGUGUAUUUCGAGUAGUGCUCGAUUCUGAUUUCACACAGUGGAUUUAGGAAUCCCUGGAACACUGUGGGCCAUAAGAGACCUAAAAACUGUUGUCACUAUUUUUGCAGAAUGUCCAGGGUUUCCCUGUUUUUAAAAGGGAAGGGAGAAAUUUAAGGUCACAGCCCCAACUAUACUGCGCGUAAAUAUUACUGAACCCCUCAGCAUUUGGGUGAACUCCAGUUUUUAUGUUGGCUUAUGAUGCAAUGAUAUGCUGCUUCGAUUUGGACAAACAUUAAACAAUAAAACAAACUGCCUCCUCUUGACCUUGGCCGGCUGGAUAUGAGCGGCUCCAGGUGCAAGCUUUUACGCACAUCACAUGCUCUUAACUGAAAAAGAAAAAGUCUAUGUAAGAUAUGAUUGUAUCUGUCAUGCUCAACCCUGAAACCAGAAACACUCGAUUUGCACAUUACUGGAUGGGGGAAUGGGAAUGGUGGAAAUAAUUCUCCGUCAUGGAUAGUUACAACAAGGUAAUGGCUCUGUCCUCAGAUGUAAGUCCAGGGGUGAAUCUUUUCUUAGCAGAGACGCUCUGCCAGUUGCAAUCACUUAGCCAUUCCUGUGCUGAAAACAAACAUUUUUUUCUUUGUAAGCCUUUUUUUGUAUUUUUAAUACUUGCAUGUGUUUUCUGACAGUAUUUAUAAGUACUAUUUUCAAAAUAAAGCUUUUGGUAUCCCA